Messenger RNA from Haliotis rubra (blacklip abalone), 3419 nucleotides. RefSeq names its product phytanoyl-CoA hydroxylase-interacting protein-like. NCBI's taxonomy places the organism in Eukaryota, Metazoa, Mollusca, Gastropoda, Lepetellida, Haliotidae. The transcript is spliced from 3 exons. Bases 247 to 1380 code for a protein of 377 amino acids. The record is from RefSeq and is a predicted model, not a curated record.
AAUUGACUGUGCCAAUAUUCUACUUAAUAACCCGAAAGGUUCUCUGCAACAAGAUAAGUUCACAUUGCCGCUUCACGACGUAUCUGUUGAUGUGAAACUAGAGGACACAUCACUACAAUCUGAGGUUAUCUUCAAGCACUAUUUACGAAGGCUAAAAAUCACUGUUCUAGCCGGCAUUCCGAUACUGUCCACGGCCUUUAUCGCAAUGAACCAGCUUACUAUUUCAACCAACUUGAAAAUAACACCAUGAUGCCAAGUGUGAAGGACAACGGCGGGGAUCCACGCUGUCCCAUAAACGGGAAACUUGAAGGUGUGUUCUUCGGGGUGACCCUUUGGAACGGAGGUCUACCAACCAAAUCCCCUUAUGGAAACACCAGAGUAGUGGUUCCCCUGGAGAGACUCUUUGAUGACUCUGCCAGGCUGUACUUCGCCGAUUUCUACUGUAUGCAAGGUCAAAGGAAUAAUCACUAUGUCACAUUAGUCCUCACAGAACCUGAUACUGAAGCUGACCUCUUCUGCAAGCAGCAUCUCAUUCGUUUGAAAAAACGAAAGAACGUGUUUCUGAGGAAAGAAAAGCGCACCUACCAAACUCUCCGGCAGCACAACGUAUGGGUUGAAGUCUUCUAUACAGAUGAAGUGAACAUAUCGGGGCUGAUGCGGUAUCGAACUGGAGUGAUCGGGAGAGGAAGCAGCUCAGGAGAAUAUCUGCGAAAGCUGCUUCGCAAAGCUGAAGAACAUUGCAGUUCAGGCACUUCGGAUAUAGUGUCUACGCUCUACCGCAACAAGCGAACCUCCUAUUUUGAUGACAUCAAGGAAAACUGCAAUAACAUCAUGGAACCUUACCUGAAGGACAAUGGCGGGGAUCCGCGGUGUCCCAUAAACGGAAAACUGAAGGGCCUGUUCUUCAACGUGACACUUGUGAGCGGAAGCAUUCCUGCCAAUUCGCCUUUUGGGGACACGAGAGUGAGAGUGCCACUGAGUGAGGUUUUUGAUGAUUCAGCAAAUCUUUACUUUGCUGACUUCUACUGCAAGCCCUCGAGAAGUAGGCGUGUUCACUACGUUACCUUGGUUCUGACACGUCCCGGUUCAGAUGCAGACAGUUUCUGUCAGCAACACCUGAUCAAGCUUAAUUCGCACGACAACACGUAUUUGAGUAAGACAUUCUUUUCAUACAAGACCCUGGAUCGUGAUGCAGUUCACGUGGAGGUCAUGUACACAGAAGCUGUAGACCUGACUCACCGAUGUCUCACUCUUACUGGUACCUUUGGUCAAGGUCACAGCACACCAGGUGGAAGACCGAAGACGGUUGGUUGUAGCAUCUGCAGUGUCGACGAGACCUUUGAUGGCUAUUUCCUUCAUGAUCUGACGACUACAGAAUAGUAGCGACAAAACCUUGCCCGCAUGAAUAUGAAAUGUCUGCUCAAAGCAGAGACGAUUGUACAAUUCUGACUAUAUUAUGAGUAUGUAUUUGUUUCAGCCGUGUUACAGCUGUACGGUGUAAACAGUCGAGUCUGGACCUGACAAUUGAGCGAUUGACAACAUGUGACACGAUGACAAGCACGUUUUUGUGAAUAACCAUCAAAUAGUGAUACCAAUCAAGAAUAUAGUUUAGGCUAUCAGCUUGUGGUUAUGUGUAAGCUACAACGCUACAACGCUGAAUCUUAUGUGGGGUUCAUGCAGGAUUACUUAUGAUGUGUAAUUUACCCAGCGGCAGUUAUUGCUCAAGCCAUGAAGAAAUAAUUCGGAUAGGCCACUGUGAUGUGGAUAGCCACACAGACUAACAUUCACCAAUUUAAAACUGACGAGAAUCACACGUAUGUGGCUGUUGUAAUGUUGGUCACACAGUAAGUCAUCAUUAAUGACUGUUCAUAUGAUAUUUUAAGGAGGCCUGAAUUUGGCCCAAAACAAGAUUCUUUCAGUUGAUUGUUUGGUUUGUUUACAGGUCGCCGCUGCAUGGCAGGAGUUCUGCCAUACGGCGUGAGGCCAAACAUUCUUCCAUUUUAAAGACGAAUGUUAAUGGCGGGUGCUACCGGUAGGGCAAGACAUGCUUAUCCUUCCGCGAACACCAGGUGUCAUCACUGAUUUUCAGUGAUCCAUUCAAAUAGUUUUCACAGCUAUUUUUCGACGUUCUGUAUUCAAUAAUAUGUUCAACAUCAGCCCGAUGUAUUUACUCGCUGGAUGAGACAAAUGACACAACCAUUGCCACUGGUAUGUCUGAAUACCGCCGUCUUAAACUGCAGACCGCCACCAUGGGAGACCGAUCAGUGAACGAUGAAUGUGUGGCCAUCACGCAGUGGCUAGUGUAGGUUUUGUCACACAUAGAAAUCACUUGGGGUUUAUAGUAUCAAGACAUGCAGUAUUUGCAUUGAAAGGACGAAUAUCUUCACAUUCUAUGUAAAUAAUAUUUGUUUUAUGUCUAAAUAGCAAUAAGUUUUUACUGUUCAUUCCUUUUAUGCCCGCUCUGUUCAUGAUGACACACCUGGCUGAGAUACCAAACUCGAGGUAAAACCCUGAAACCCGUCGCCUUGUGGAUAUGUAGGGGAAUUAUAAAACCGUGGCCAACUUCUUUACCUCAGACGUAUUUAAUAAUAUUUUCUAAAGUUAAACCUGUAUGAAAUAUUUUUCCAGCGUUUAGAAUUUGAUGAAAAGAAACGAUGCGUUAAAUUGUGUUAUAAAGAUGCUAGAAAUGAAAAGACAUAUUUUCAAUAAUAUCCAUGAUUAAGAGUGACCUCGUUUCGAUUUCCAUUAAAUGGAUAAACAAAAUCGCUUUCUGAUGCCAAUUUUGAGUUUCAUACGCCAGUGUAAACCACAAUUAUGCAUUACCUCGCCUCAUUCAUAUAACUUUAUAUAUAUAUAGAUACCACAAGUACAGGUAUAUGUUGAUAUGAUAUUACAAUGUUUACAAUUUACAGGCUUGACGUUUAUAUAGAUGUUUAUAUGUAUGUUUUGCAGUUUUGAUUCUUUAUCGAACAAGGUGAUAUAUUCUUUAAAAUGUUAUUUCAGCAAUUCUAUUUUUAAUAAAAAUUACACAAAAAUGGAAUUGUUUUAAUGUAAUACUUUUAUGGACUGAUUGAUUGCAAUGCUUACGCUGUUUUAGCAUUAUUCACGCAAUAUUCUGCCCAUGGUAUUUGGUUGGAGUUCACCCAUGUAUUCGUCGUGUUGAGAAGGGGACACAGGUGGUCAAAUGGCUGAAAUCGUUGUGCACAGUUGCGUCCCUUCUUCGGCACGCCAAAUCCUAUGGUUGCGGGUUCGAAUCCUAGUUUCCUACGUUUUGGUUUCUUUGUUAACGACAUCCCUGUGCUUGAGAUUUCACCAACGUUACAAACGUCUGAGACCUGGUCCACUUUGUUGUCUCCUCCAACGUUGAGGAGAUACCGUGAUGUACUAUUGCAUACUAUUAAAAGUAGCGUGAAACCCAA